This is a messenger RNA of Anoplophora glabripennis (Asian longhorned beetle), 1317 nucleotides long. Its product is annotated as zinc finger HIT domain-containing protein 2. Lineage: Eukaryota; Metazoa; Arthropoda; Insecta; Coleoptera; Cerambycidae. The record is from RefSeq and is a predicted model, not a curated record. The transcript has 5 exons. Bases 150 to 1265 code for a protein of 371 amino acids.
GUUGAUAUAGUAUUCUCUGGUAAAGGUACAAACGUACUGCAUAGACUAUACGGUCCAUGGUAUACUGUCAAAUCCAUGUUUUUUUUGUAAAUAAAGUUUUAGGCUAUUUUAUUUUCUUGAUUGUAAUUUUUUAAUACUGUACUGCGAUAAUGGAUGUAGCUAGUAACAACUCUGUAGAAGACAACGUGGCAAAUAUAUGUAAAAUUUGUCAUGAUGUUUUUGCAAAAUAUUGUUGUCCUAAAUGCAAUAUCCCAUAUUGUUCCUUAAACUGUUAUCGAGCAAAUAUUCAUUUGCAGUGCAGCGAAUAUUUUUAUAAAGAUAAUAUUUUAGAAGAUAUCAGUUUAAACAGCAGCGACGAUGAGAAGAAAAAAAUGUUGGAGCUGUUACAAAAAACUUAUGCAAAUGAUAGAUUAUCUAACACCUUUAACAAUGCUAUAGAUGAAAAUUCAAACUUAGGAGAUUUGGAAAAGCUUGAUUCUGAUGAUGACGACAGUUAUGAAGAUAUCGCUGAAAGAUUAUCGGGUGUUAAUUUAGAUGAUGCUGAUGAAGUAUGGGACAGGUUGACUGAAGAUGAAAGACAAGAAUUUGUAGCGUUUUUAAGGUCAGAAGAUGUAACCAAGUUAAUUCCGAUGUGGCAACCGUGGUGGUUAUUUUAUAAAGAAGUUACAGAUAAAGAUAUAACAAAUAGUGAAAGCUUUCUGAAAAAUUGUCCAACUAUUUGUGAUAUCAAGGAUAUUACUCAAAUUACGACAAAACCUCCAUCUGAAUGUGUAAAAUAUAACUUAAUUAACAUAAUAACAGCGUAUGUUUUCACAGCCAGGUAUUUCAACGGGGAACAUUCUGAUUUCGUCGAAGAAGCUGUGAGUUGUAUCACAUCACUUUCACUGGCUUUAAAAGUUGCUCAAAAUUUUGUGGACUUUGAAACAGCCGUCAAAUCUGUUGAACAAGAAUGCAUCAACAGUAGUUGGAUUGUUACCGAUAAAGACAAUUUCGAAACAAUGAGAGACGACUUACAUAAGAUUCUGAGAGGCCCUUCAAAAUGUGAGAAUACAUUUUACCUCAUUUGUGCUUUGUGUGAUGUCCGUAAUUUGUUGACACAAUCAUUAAAACCUUCGCAAGGAAAUAAAACUUCAAAUUUCUCCAAAAAAUUUUCAAAGGAACAGUUACCCUCCACCAAAUUGGAAACUACUGAUAUCAAAAAAUGGAGAAGAAAACUAGAUUAUUAUUUAUCUUAUACCAAAUUUUGUUAUAACGGCGAAGUUUGAAAAUAAUUUAUAUAUUUUUGUUAGAACCAUAAUAAAGGUAUUUUUAAGCGAA